GAAACACACAAGGAAGAUGAAACCUCGGCACACAGAUGUGCAGCUUUAUACGGGCUUUAAACUGACAGACAUGUCAGAGACUGUGAUCAGCUGAAAACUGAAGGAGACUGAGCAUCAAUAUGCAUCGUUCCAGCAAAGAAAGAGCACCCUCACAAAAAAAACAAGAUGCUCCCAAAUCCCCCUUAUCCACAGCUCAAAAUCCUCAGAAGAGAGAAAGCAGCUUAGAAAGACCUCCUUUAAUGAGCAAUGAGACUCCUCUGAGGAUUGUUCUUCUGGGGAAAAGCACAUCAGAAAACAGUGUUGUGGGAAACUUGAUCUUGGGUCGAUCAGCGUUUGACAGUGAAGCUCCUCCAGAUGUUGUGGAGAGAGUCGGAGGAAGACUGAAGCACAGACACGUGACACUCAUCAACAGUCCUCAGCUGCUCAACACAAACAUCUCAGAUGAUCAGAUCACACAGACGGUCAGAGAGUGUGUGAGUCUGUCUGAUCCAGGACCUCAUGUGGUGGUUCUGCUCCUCCAACAUCAGCAGUGUUCAGCAGAAGAUCAAGAGCGUGUGGAGAAGCUGCAGGACUCUUUCUAUGAGCGCCUUCUUCAACACACCCUGGUGCUCAGCACACAAGAGUCCACUGAACCCAAUCAGAUCCUGCAGAAGAUCAUCCAGAAAUGCUCAAACAGACACUUCAGUCUUCAGAGAAGCAGCUCUGCUGAUCAUCUUCUGCAGGCCUUUGAGGACAUCGAGCAGAGCAAUGAGGGACGACACCUGAUUUCUGCUCAAUAUGAAGCUUCUAAGUAUUUCUCAGUGGAACAAGAGGCCACACAAAGAGACUGUGAGAAGCUGAAUGUGUUGGUGUGUGGGAGCGACAGCUCACUGAAAUCCUCCAUCUCAGAGCUGAUCCUGCAACACACACACAGAAGAUCAGAGAGUGUGAGGACAGACGUGGAUCUUCAUGGUCGUCUCAUCAAUGUGCUGGAGCUUCCAGCUCUGUUCAACACUGGGCUCUCAGAGGAGGAAGUGAUGCGUCAGACUGUCCGCUGUGUGUCUCUCUGUCAUCCUGGAGUUCAUGCUUUCCUCCUCAUUAUUCCUGACGCUCCACUCAAUAAUGAAGACAGAGCAGAAAUGGAGGAGAUCCAGAAGAUCUUCAGCUCCAGAAUCAACAAACACAUCAUGAUCCUCAUCAUGCAGAAUUCAGAGCAUCAGACAGCAGAACUCAAUGAAGAAACACAGGCUGUCAUUCAGAGUUUUGGAGGAAGACAUCAUUACUUUAAUCCUAAAACACAAGUGUCCACAUUGAUGGAGAACAUUGAGAAGAUGCUGGAUAAAAAUAGAGGAGGCUUUUACUCCACAAAGACAUUUCUGGAGGUGCAAAUGGAAAAACUGAUGAAAUAUGAAGAGAAGAAGAAACUUCACUCACUAGAGACCCACUUACAAUCAAAAGGUUUAGCAGAGAGUGAAGAUGAACUGAGGAUUGUUCUUCUGGGGAAAACUGGAGUUGGUAAAAGUUCAACAGGAAACACAAUCUUAGGAAGAGACGUGUUUGCAGCAGGCACAUCUCAAGAAUCUGUUACUGAAGAGAGUCAGAGAGCAACAUCUGAAAUCAAUGACAGACGCAUCACUGUGAUCGACACUCCAGGACUGUUUGACACUGAACUUACUAAUGAGGAGAUCCAGAGAGAAAUCAGCAACUGCAUCUCCAUGAUUCUGCCUGGACCACAUGUGUUCAUCAUCGUGCUCAGUAUAGGACAGAGAUUCACUCAAGAGGAAGCAACACCAGUGAAGUUCAUCCAGGAGACGUUUGGUGAACACUCUCUAAUGUUCACCGUGGUGCUCUUCACCAGAGGAGAUGAUCUGAUGAAUCAAUCCAUUGAAGAGUCUCUGGGUAAACCUGGAUCUGCGGUCAGAAAACUGCUUAAAACUUGUGGAAACAGAUUCCAUGUGUUCAACAAUAAUCAGCCUGAAGACCGAACACAAGUGUCUGAUCUACUGGAGAUGAUAGACAACAUGGUGAAGGCAAAUGGAGGGAGCUUCUACUCAUGUAAGAUGUUCAUAGAGAUGGAGAGAGAAAAACAAGAACAACAGAUGAAGAUCCUGAUGGACAGAGUCAGAGAAACAGAAGAAGAGAAAGACAGAAUGAAGUUGAUGAUGGAGGAAGAACGACAGAAUCAGGAGAAAGAAAGAAAGAGAAGAGAAGAACUGAUAAAGAAACAUAAAGAGAAAGAGAGAAUGAAGAUGAUGAUGGAGGAAGAACGACAGAAUCAGGAGAAAGAAAGAAAGAAAAGUGAAGAGGAGUUUAAAGAAAGAGAAGAACAAAAUAAAAUGCAGAUGAGAAGAAAACAAGAGGAAUGGGAGAAACAGAAACAAGAGGACGAGAAGAGAAGAGAAGAAAAACAGCAGAUUUCAGAUGAACAGAUUCAGAAACUCAAGAGUGAAACAAUCAAAGAGAAAGAGAGAAAGGAAAGAGAGAGGCAAACACAACUAGAGGAUUCAGAAAAAAGUCUGAAAGAAAAAAAGAUGAGAGAAGAUCAACAAAAGAGUUUUAAAGAGAAACUGAAACUGCUCGAAAAACAGCAUAAAGAAGAACGAGAGGAGUGGAGAAAGGAAAAUGACAGAGAGAAAGAGAAGAUGAUGAGGAAAAUUCAGUCUGAAACUGAUGAUUCACUACAGGUCGCAGCCUACAGGAAACUGGAGACCAUAUACAGCGAGUGGUCCUGGAGUCUCCACAAUGCCAUGAUGGAAAUUGAGAACAAACUACACAAUCAAAUAGAAAAUGAAGCAAUUCAUGAGGUUAAAGAAACUGAUCUUCACAGAGAACUGAAGACGACCAGUGAAGAAGUGGAAAAAUCCAUGGCAGAGUUCUUUGAGAAAGACACAGAUAAAUAUAUACUGAUUCAGUGGAAAACAUCAUUUAAAACCAAAAUCAAGGAGCUUCAGGAAAACAUUUUGAGAGAAGCAAAAAAGAAAUUAAAUGAGGUUCUACAGCAACAUGACAUGAAUAGAAAGAUUGAUGCUCAGAGGAAACAUUAUGAAAACACUCUCUAUGUAAAGUGCCAAGUGCCUGAAUUGAAAAACCAAUCUGAAAUAACUGCUAAAAGAAUAGUGAAGAGCAAUUUUUAUUUGUUUUGGGAACUGAGUAUGAAAGAUAUCAUCAGAAACACUUCUGCAAUCAGAGAGAUCGACAUAAUGAGAGAUGUGAGAAAGAUCCUUAGUCACAUCUAUGAAAGUGCUCCUGUAGACCAAUGGAAGGACAGCAGGGAUAUUUUCAAUAUAAAAACUUAUUCACAUUAUGUAUGGCUGAAAAGAAACUACAGACGCAGUGGUCUACUACAAUUUACAAUCGAGUGGUUUGGGUACAUUCUGUCUAAAGAAGAUGAAGCCCAGAUCAGAUCAUUCGUCUCAGAUGUUGCUCAUCAGACAGACAGAAUGAUUCAGUCAUUUAACAUUACAAAGACGGGCUACAACAUCAGCUUAAUUCAACAACUCAUAUAUUACAUCAACACAAGAGAAUCAGAACAUGAGGAAAGAGCAGUGAAAUAUGUGUUCAAGGAUGAGUUCUUCAUUGAUUUGGUUUAUUCCAUCUGUAAAAGAGCAAACAAGAAGAUCACUGACCAACACACACUCUUCAGAGAGGCCAAUGAUCCAGAAAUAUACUUAAAGAAGAAAAAAGAUGAGUACUACAGUAUUUUCCAGAAAUACUGUCAUGGAGCAAAACCAGCUGCUAUUUUUGCUGAGAUCAUCUGUCAGAAACUGAAGGAGCCCAUAGAGCAGAGCAUCUACAAGAAAACUGCCAGAGAUUUAGCAGAUGAAAUGAAAACAGACUGUGAAUCACUGAGUGGAAACCGAUCAAAUCUGGAGAAACACAUCCUGAAGACUCUGGCAGAAGAGGAGGACUUUGACAAAUACAUGAACUACAUUCAUUAUCCUAGAGAACACUUCAAGAGUUUCAUCAGAGAUGAAGUCAGUCGCUACAUCAGAGAUAAGUUCAGCAUCAGUGUUUUACCCAAGAUGAAGGAGAACAUUAAACUCCUGCAGCAGAAGAUCAUGAACGCAGCACAUCAAUCUACUGAACAUGUUCAAGUCAACAGUGGAGAUGUUGGUUUGUGGUUGAAGAGUUUCACACAGCAGCUCUCAGAUCAGCUGAUCUUCUCUGAAAAAGACCUCAGUGGAGUCAAACAUGAUGAUGUUGAUGAUUUCAGACUCCUAGAAGAUGUGAUCAGACAAGAGCUUCCUGCUGUAAUGUCAGACAUCAGCAGGAGAUUCAACAAAGACACAUUUCCAGUAAAGCUGGACUAUAAGUUCAGGCCAGAUGAGCUUCUGAUUGAUCACUUCUGUCAGUGCUGUUGGGUUCAGUGUCCGUUCUGUGGAGUCACCUGCACAAACACUAUAGAGAACCAUGUCGGAGAUCACAGUGUUGCCGUUCAUCGUGUAAUUGGACUAAAUGGACAGUUUUGUGCAGGAACAAAAAACUUGUCUAUUAACAUCUGCACAUCAGCAGUAGCCAGUGAUCAAUCUUUUAAUCUCACUGCCUCACCUAAAUCAGUCCCCUGGAGAGAAUACAGAACAGCAGGAGGAGUUUAUGCAGACUGGAGCAUCACUCCUGAUCUCUCUGAACUGCCCUACUGGAAGUGGUUUGUCUGUAGAUUCCAGAAAGAUCUGGAAAAAUACUACAGUAAAACAUUUGAGAAGAAAGGUAAUAUACCAGUUGAAUGGAAAAAAUACACAAAACGAGAUGCUGCUAAGAGUUUGGAUGAAUACAUCUAAUGUAGGAGAAGAAAGAGAAACUGAAUCAGUUAUUACUUGCAUACGUUCAUCAACGAGAGUCUCAUCUACAGCUCAGAUUAGUUGUAUCAAAUACACCGAACUCUAAAGACAAUAUUUAAUUCUUUAUAAAAGAAAUCUACCAAACCACAUAUUUCUGAAUAAAUGACUAAUUAGAAUAACUAGACGUUUGAUGACCAAUCAAACAAAUGUAUGAUUAUGACCACAGUAAUUUAUUAUUUGUUUUCUAGUUGUGUAUAUUAUUGUGUGUGACAUAUCAGGACACAAAUCUUUAUAAUGACAUAGGUAUGACACCGGUAUUACAAAAAGGAGGUGAAAUUUGAGGACAUUUGGUGGCGUCCUCAUUUCUCAAAAAGCUUAUAAAUCCCACAAGAUGAGUUUAAUCAGAGAGUAAAGCUGCACACAGUCUCCUGUGAUGGUUGGGUUUAGGGGUAGGGUGGGGUGAGGGCAAUACAAUAUACGGUUUGGACCGUAUAAAAUGAAUGGAAACCUAUGUAAUGUACCCACUUUUCACAAAAACAAGCAAGUGUGUGUGUAUGUAUCCAGUAGGGCUGCUCGAUUAUGGGAAAAAAAUAAAUAAAAAAAAAUCAGGA
Molecule: messenger RNA, 5368 nt
Organism: Danio aesculapii
Lineage: Eukaryota; Metazoa; Chordata; Actinopteri; Cypriniformes; Danionidae
Product: repetitive organellar protein
Exons: 7
Coding region: 120-4757 (1545 amino acids)
Molecular function (GO): GTP binding
Source: RefSeq, a predicted model, not a curated record